Molecule: messenger RNA, 390 nt
Organism: Pyrus x bretschneideri (Chinese white pear)
Lineage: Eukaryota; Viridiplantae; Streptophyta; Magnoliopsida; Rosales; Rosaceae
Product: cell wall / vacuolar inhibitor of fructosidase 2-like
Exons: 1
Coding region: 1-390 (129 amino acids)
Biological process (GO): negative regulation of catalytic activity
Molecular function (GO): pectinesterase inhibitor activity
Source: RefSeq, a predicted model, not a curated record
AUGGCAUCUGCAUCAUGCCCACGUGUUCCAAUAUUACUGGUUAUUCUCUUCUUCCUCAUGAUCAAUAUCACUCCAUCUUUUACUCAACACACCCAGCAGUUGAUCGAGAGUAUCUGCAGGUCAACGGAGCAGUACGGAUUUUGCACCCAAACCUUCAAAGAAAACCUGAAAUCCCCAGAUGCUGAUAUCGUCGCCCUCACCCAAAUAACCAUAGAGCGGUCCGUAGACAAUGCUACUCAAACACACAACUUCAUCAGACAAACGAUUGAUAGCACAAACGACCCAGCACUCAAAAGCGCUCUGGAAAAAUGCGCGUAUAGUUACGGUUUAGUGAUGGAGGCAUUUGACUCGGCUGCCGUGGCGUUUUUCCAGAAGGAUUACGACACGUAG